Molecule: messenger RNA, 1639 nt
Organism: Myotis brandtii (Brandt's bat)
Lineage: Eukaryota; Metazoa; Chordata; Mammalia; Chiroptera; Vespertilionidae
Product: zinc finger protein interacting with ribonucleoprotein K
Exons: 3
Coding region: 261-1538 (425 amino acids)
Biological process (GO): negative regulation of transcription by RNA polymerase II
Molecular function (GO): RNA polymerase II cis-regulatory region sequence-specific DNA binding; DNA-binding transcription repressor activity, RNA polymerase II-specific
Source: RefSeq, a predicted model, not a curated record
CCGUCGGUCAUUUUAACUUUUUAGGUCUUUGUUCACAGACUCCCAGGCUUCAGGGCGCUGGUGGUGAGUCGGAGGAGGCCUGAGAGGCAGCGCGCCUGCUGUUCGGGGUGUGUCUGAGGCUUCUUGAGCCCAACAGCCCGAGAUUGGCGUCCCCGUGCCUCCCGGACUCCUCUCUGCUCACCGCGUCCCCGCAGCCGGACCCCAUUUCCCCCUCCAGCCUUGGGGACCGGCCUCCCGCCGCCCAGGUCCCAGCGCUCAGAAUGGUUAUGAACUUUGAGGAUGUGGCCAUUGCCUUCUCUCAGGAAGAAUUGGGGAUCCUUGAUGAGGCUCAGAGACUUCUGUACUGCGAUGUGAUGCUGGAAGUUUUUGCAGUUGUAUCAUCUAUAGGUUGUUGGCAUAAAAUGGAAGAUGAGGAGGCCAGUUCUGAUCAGAGUGUAUACAUACAAGGAGAGUCACAGGUCAGGGCUUCUAAGACAGCUGCAGCCACCCAGAAGACCUUUCUGUGUAAGCAGUGUUUCUCUGUGUUACAACGUAUUUUGCACCUGACUGGGUCACAUGCAGCAGACUUUGAGCAGAAAGCCUUCUGUACUGAUGUAUGUGUUGGAGACUUCUGUUUCAGUGCAAACCCUCACCAGCAACAGAGGAAUGAAUGUGGACAGGGGCCCUGGAAACAAGCUAUGGACAGGGCCUCCUUUGUGAACAGGUGCAGCUUCUCCUUAUCUUUGGUGACUUCAACUAGGAGGGAGGUUGGCAAAGACUUGCAACCCAACUCAGAGCUUCCCCAGCACCAGGCUACUCUCAAGACUGAGGAGCUACACUGUGGCAGUGAGAUUUCACAGGAAUUUCUUGAUGGAAAAAGUCAUCACCAGUGGGGUGACUGUGAAAACGCUGCCAGCCACAACCUGGAAGAUGUUAAAUGUCAGGGUGGAUUUUCUGAAGAAGUAAUUUUUGAGUGUGACAAAUGUAGGGAAGUGUUUAGACGAAUCUUUAACCUCAUUCAACAUAAGAGAGUUCACACUGGAGAACAGCUGUAUGAGUGUCAUGAAUGUGGGGUUUCUUUUCGUCUGAGAGCUCACCUCACAAGACACCACAGAGUUCACACUGGAGAGAAGCCAUAUGAGUGUAGUGAAUGUGGGAAGUCUUUUAGCCAAAAAUCAAAUCUUAUUGAACAUCUGAAAGUUCACAGUGGAGAGAAGCCAUAUGAGUGUACUGAAUGUGGGAAGUCUUUUAGCCGAAAAUCUAACCUCAUUAUGCAUCUGAAAGUUCACACUGGAGAGAAGCCAUAUGAGUGUACUGAAUGUGGGAAGUCUUUUAGCCGGAAAUCUAACCUUAUUAUGCACCUGAAAGUUCACACCGGAGAGAAGCCAUAUGAAUGUACUGAAUGUGGGAAGUCCUUCAGUGUAAGAAGUACACUCAUUAAACACCAGAGAGUUCACACUGGAGAGAAGCCAUAUGAGUGUACUGAAUGUGGGAAGUCUUUUUGCCAAAAAUCUAGUCUUAUUAAACAUCUGAGAGUUCACAGUGGAGAGAAGUGUUAAAUGUGCAGGAAAUGUUUUAUUUUAUUCACUUAGAAUAAUAACACUGAAGGCGACUCUUUGGGACCUAUUUUCCUGAAUUGAAACCCCCCCCCCUUUUUUUA